Molecule: messenger RNA, 862 nt
Organism: Eucalyptus grandis
Lineage: Eukaryota; Viridiplantae; Streptophyta; Magnoliopsida; Myrtales; Myrtaceae
Exons: 5
Coding region: 143-658 (171 amino acids)
Source: RefSeq, a predicted model, not a curated record
GAGAGAGGUCUUCCUUGGGCGAUCGACCGGAGCGCGUCUUCUCCGCCCGGGAUCCCCCGCGCCGGCGAUCGAAUCCGGCGGACGCGCGACGAAGAAGAAGAAGAAGAAGAAGAAGAGAGAAAGCGGGGCGCGGUGAGAAUCGAUGGACGAGGUGCUCACGGUGGCGGACGGGACCUCCACCUCCUCGGCCGCCGCGUCGGGCGGGGAGGCGGCGUCGCUCCUCCCCUACAACCUCCCCCUCAUCUCCGCCUUCCUUGCCUUCGCCCUCGCCCAGUUCCUCAAGCUCUUCACCACCUGGUACAAGGAAAGGAGAUGGGACUCCAAAAGACUGCUAGGCUCUGGUGGAAUGCCAUCAUCUCAUUCUGCAACUGUCACUGCUCUAGCAGUGGCUAUAGGUCUGCAAGAAGGAACUGGAGGAUCUGCAUUUGCCAUUGCAAUUGUCUUGGCUUGCGUUGUGAUGUAUGAUGCCUCAGGUGUGAGACUUCAUGCUGGUAGACAAGCCGAAUUAUUAAAUCAAAUCGUUUGUGAGUUUCCUCCAGAGCAUCCGUUAUCCAGUGUUAGACCUCUACGCGAGUUACUUGGGCAUACACCACUUCAGGUUGUUGCUGGUGCUAUUUUGGGAUGUGUUGUCGCAUACCUGAUGAGAAAUACUAACUAGGAAAGGGUUGACAGUAUAGAUUCUUUGUACCACCAUUCAUAGGAUGAUCCCAGAGAGAGGCUAAUGAAGAUGUGUUUGAAGCUUAUUUUAAGUGUAUUAUUAAGUCGUGGCAAAAUAGUGGUUGCAUAUGCAUGUUUGCUUGUAAGAUACGUUACUUCUUCAUAUCAAUGAACCGUUUCUCCAACCUCCUGUUGAUGGUGAUGA